UCAGCCAUUUUUAUUUAGUGUCUGCCUUUCAUCCGGUACACGCGGUAUACUUAUACUGUCAGAAAAUUGAUAAAUUCUGAUUUUAUAGUGCAUUUUUUGGGCUUCCUAGUGUUGUUAAUGCAAAAACAGUGAUUCCACUAUUUUGACGCAAUGGCAAGAUAUGGGCAAAGACCCGAAAACGCCCUGAAAAGGGCAAAUGAAUUCAUCGAAGUCGGUAAACCGGCAAGAGCUUUAGACACUCUUCAAGAAGUCUUCCGGAAUAAAAAAUGGACAUACAGCUGGUCCGAAUCGGUUCUCGAACCGAUUAUGUUCAAAUAUCUGGAUCUUUGUGUGGAAUUGAAAAAAUCCCAUAUUGCCAAGGAGGGUCUGUUUCAAUAUCGGAACAUGUUUCAAUCUGUAAAUGUUGGAAGUUUAGAAAAUGUAAUUCGUGGUUAUCUCCGUAUGGCUGAGGAAAAAACUGAUGCGGCACGAAAGCAAAGUCAACAAGCCGUUAUAGAUAUUGACGACCUUGAUAAUCUCGCAACACCCGAAAGUAUAUUACUCUCAGCAGUGAGUGGCGAAGACGCGCAGGAUCGAAGUGAUCGCACCAUUUUAACACCAUGGGUGAAAUUUCUCUGGGAAUCCUACUGCCAAUGUUUAGAAUUAUUAAGAACAAAUGCUCACGUCGAGACGCUCUAUCACGAUAUUGCGCGCAUGGCUUUUCAAUUCUGUCUCGAGUAUAAUCGUAAGACUGAAUUCCGUAAACUCUGCGAGAAAUUGCGCAAACAUUUGGAGGAUAUUUGCAAACUCCCCCAACUUGUGUCAAAUGUGUCAAUAAAUAAGGCUGAAACACAACAACUUAAUCUCGAGACACGUUUAAAUCAACUCGAUUCGGCAAUUCAAAUGGAACUUUGGCAGGAAGCCUACAAGGCAAUUGAAGAUAUUCACGGUCUUAUGAAUCUCUCAAAGAAAAUGCCAGUCCCAAAGACAAUGGCGAAUUAUUACCAAAAACUUGCCAUGGUCUUUUGGAAAGCUGGCAAUUAUUUAUUCCACGCUGCGGCUUUAUUGAAACUUUUACAAUUGUCACGCGACAUGAAGAAGAAUAUGUCCUCAGAGGAACAACAACGUCUUGCUAAUCGUGUUUUACUUGCCGCUCUAUCGAUUCCUUUGCCUUCUGCUCAUCCCGAAUUUGAUCGCUUCAUCGAGACUGACAAGAGUCCACAAGAGAAAGCUCAGAAACUUGCAGUUCUCCUGGGUCUCAAUCAACCACCCACGCGUGUCUCUCUUUUGAAAGAUAUCGUUCGUCUAAAUGUCAUCAAUCUUGUUUCCCCACAAUUGCAAAACUUACACUCUUGGUUGGAAGUUGAAUUUCAUCCCCUCGAGCUCUGCGGUCGUGUUGACUCAGUCAUUCAAACUCUACAGGCCGAUGAGACCAAUCCCUUGGCUCAAUAUGUUCCCGCACUUCAAGACGUCACACUCGUUCGUCUCGUUCAUCAAGUCUCGCAAGUUUAUCAAACAAUUCAACUUUCUCGUUUAUUGGAACUCGCCAAAUUCACCACCGACUUUCAUUUGGAACGCCUUCUUGUCGAUUGUGUUCGCUACAAUGACAUGCAAAUUAGAAUCGAUCAUCGAAUGACUUCCAUUCACUUUGGCGUUGAUUUGUCCGAGGCUCAAAGGGAGGAUCAUCCAGAUGGUCCAAUUUUGCAGGCAAUGCCGUCUGAACAAAUUCGCUGCCAAUUGGUUAACAUGGCCAAGGUGCUGCAUCGUUCCAUCAAUGUUAUCAAUCCCAAUAAAAAGAAACAAGAGCGUGAGAAGUUGCGCAACGCAAUGGUGAAUUAUUACCACGAAACCAAAAACGACGAGCAUAAGAUAAUUUUGGGAAGACAUAAAAUUAUCGAAGAGCGUAAAGAAUAUAUUGAACAUAUUAAUACAGUACGUGAGGAAGAGGAAUUAAGACGACAGGAGGAGGCACAACGAGCAUUAAUGCUUGCUGAGCAAAAACGUCUCGAGCAAGAGCGCGAGGAGAGGGAACGUAAACGACAUCAAAGUGAAAUUCAACAAAUAAAGGAUCGCCAUCUUAAGGAGAAAAUGCAACAGAUUUCACAAACAAGUCACGGUCAGAAGGUCCUCAAAAAGCUUGAUGAAGAUGAAAUAAAGAAAUUAGACGCCGAACAAAUUGCAGCUCGCGAAGCCGAGGAAUUACAAAAGGAGCGUAGGGAAAUGCAACAAAAAUUAAAAUCACAAGAGAAGAAGGUCGAUUAUUUGGAGCGUGCCAAACGAAUUGAGGAAAUUCCCCUUCUAAAGAAGGCCAUGGAAGAUAAAUUGGAAUUGGCGAAACAAAGAUGGGAACAACAAGAGCAAGAGAGAAUUCAAAUUGCCAUUGAGGAACGUCAACAAGCUGUCGCUACGAAAGAACGUAUGGCAAGAAUGAAAGAAGAUCAUGAUAUAUUCUUGGAGAAGAUUCUCGCCGAACGAAGCAGUAUUUAUCAUGAGAAAUUACGUGAAUUUGAAAAGAAAUUAAAUGAAGCUCGCGCUAGAAAAUUAUUGGAACGUAAGGUUCAAAGGAAGGCAGAGAGAAAAGCUCAAUGGGAGAAGGAACGCGAAGAGGCUGCGGAACGUAAACGACAAGAGGAAUUAAGAAUCAGAGAGGAGGAAGAGAGAAAACGAUUGGAGGAGGAACGAGCACAGAGAGAGGAAGAGGAAAGAAAACAACGUGAAGAGAAAGAAGCCAUUGAAGCCGAAAGAUUGGCGAAAUUGAAUCAAAUUGCAGAAAUCGCCAAAGCUAAGAACGAGGAGAUUGAGCGAAAACUAGAGGAGCAAAAACAAAAGGAAAGAGAGAGUAUGAGAGAAAAACCAGAAGUUUGGAGAAGUAGUGGCAGUAGAUUCGAAAGAAGUGAUCGUGACAGAAGCGAUCGUGACAGAACCGAUCGCGAGAGAAGUGAUCGCGACAGAAGCGAUCGUGAUAGAAUUGAUCGCGACAGAAGUGAUCGCGACAGAAGCGAUCGUGACAGAAAUGACAAACAAGAAAGAAGUGACACCAGAUCAAUGGAAUCCUGGCGAUCGGCAUCUUCAGCUCCAAAAGAUAAUGAUGAUAAUGGACCUAGGCGGGAAAAUCGAGAUGACGAUGACAGAAGGGAUAAUUCUUCGCGUGAUGAUGGCGAGAAACGCUUCCAAAAGAGAGACUUAAGCAAAUUGUCUAGCGGCGGUUCAUGGCGCGAUAAUCGUCCAUCAAAUCGUGAAAUGCCACCACGUGGAAGAAUGGAUGAUCGUGAAGAACGUCCAAGAAAUGUGGAUCGUGACAAUAGAGAUGAACGUCCACGAAAUGAUCGUCGUAAUUUUGAAGAAUCAUCGCGAAGCGGUGGCGGCGGUGGCGGUGGCGGAAGUUGGAGAUCCGCGAAAGACAAUACAAGAGACUCGAAGCGAGAUGACCGUCAAGACGAUUUUGACAAUGCAGAUGAAAAACAACAAGGUCGCGACGAAAGAAAGGAAAACCGAGCACCCGAGGAUGAUGACGGUUGGUCAACAGUUCUUCGUCGUUAAAAUAAAAUCUGCAUACGAAUUAUUCAAAAGUUGAUUAUUAUUGUUUUACGUGGAAGAAUGAAUGAAUGAACGAACAGAGGAGUACUUUGAAAUUUUCGAUACAUUUGGUAUGUUCUAAUAAUUUUUAUUUCCUUUAUUUACACUUUUAGAAAAUUUUG
Molecule: messenger RNA, 3677 nt
Organism: Leptopilina heterotoma
Lineage: Eukaryota; Metazoa; Arthropoda; Insecta; Hymenoptera; Figitidae
Gene: eIF3a
Product: eukaryotic translation initiation factor 3 subunit A
Exons: 6
Coding region: 151-3519 (1122 amino acids)
Biological process (GO): formation of cytoplasmic translation initiation complex; translation reinitiation
Cellular component (GO): eukaryotic translation initiation factor 3 complex, eIF3m; eukaryotic translation initiation factor 3 complex, eIF3e; multi-eIF complex
Molecular function (GO): mRNA binding; translation initiation factor activity
Source: RefSeq, a predicted model, not a curated record